AUGGUAACAGAUAAUGAUGUUUAUUUAAAAUAUUUAGAUGCCUUAUGCCUUACAGCAUGUUAUAGUCGCUAUAAAGAGAAUUUACAACCGACAACUGAUUAUUAUAUUCUAUGUCCAUAUCCAUGUAUUGUACAAAAAGAUUGUUCAUUUUAUGAUUGUAAAGAUCAUGGAAUAUUUUCACAUGAAUAUGAAUGUCCAUGUAGUGGAUUAAAUAAAUGGGAUACAGAAAGUAUAGAAUGUCUAACAAAUGAUUUAUAUGAAAUUAGACAGUCAAAAGAAUAUCCUGAUUUCAUUACAAGGGAAGAAAACUUAAGAAAGCGUAUUCCAAAAAAUUGUGAAAGUGAUAAUAAGUGUUAUAAUAAUGGGACAUUAUUUUGUACACAAGAUCCAAAUCAUCAAUAUACACAGUGUGUAUGUAAACUUGAUCAUCAUGGUUACCAUUGUCAAGAUAAAAUAGAUGCUUGUUUAUUCCAUAUUGAACAUCAUUUACAACCGAAUGGUGGUACACUGAUUGCUGGCAACAGAGCGUGUAAUAUUAAUAAUCCAGGAAACAAAUGUAUUUCAAUAACUGAUACAUAUGGUCAAGUAACCUAUCAAUGUCAAUGUAACGAAAGUGUUUGGAUACCAGAUAUAAAUUUACCUUAUCCAAACUGUAUGCAAAAAUUAACAAAAUGUGAUUCACUUAUUUGUUUAAAUGGCUAUUGUAUUUCAAAUGAUAUCGGUGAUAAAGCAACAUGUAUAUGUGAUCAUGGUUAUACAGGGAGUUCAUGUGAUGAAUGGGUUGGUGAAUGGUCUGAAUGGUCAAUAUGGGAUAAAUGUAGACCAGCUUGUGGUCAUCUACGUUAUAGUGUACGUGAAAGAGAAUGUUUAUCAAUGAAGCUAGGAAAUGAAUCAAAACAAUGUUUAGGUUCUCCUGUAGAAUUUUUUAAAUGUUCAGAACAUCCAUGUAAUCAAUUAGGUAUAUCAUAUCUUGACGUUUAUUUUGAGAAACAACAAAAUGUCAUCUCUGUGAGUUUAGCUUGUGGUGCCGUAGUCUGUGCUAUCCUGAUAAUAAUAUGGAUAUUACUUUGCUAUGGUUCAGUUAGCUCAGUAUAUCAACAUUACAUUGAAUACUGUAUGAUGAGAAGACAGAUUAAAAAACAUCGAAAGUAUAAGCUAAGAGGAAGCAAAGUCGGUGGAUUGUAUAUCACGAGUAGUGAAAGCUACAGCGACUACGAGGAUAAUGAGAUAACUAGUGAUAACUUUGGCAGUGAUACAGAAGGAGGUAGAAGAGAAGAACUUACAUCUAAUGAAUAAGGAUUAAUGAACCACAAAAGAAAUUCUUCUGUUUGUUAAUAAUAAUACAUAAAAUACAUUUAUAUUCAAAUGAAUCACUU
Molecule: messenger RNA, 1376 nt
Organism: Trichobilharzia regenti
Lineage: Eukaryota; Metazoa; Platyhelminthes; Trematoda; Strigeidida; Schistosomatidae
Source: the annotation of a GenBank genome assembly